This is a messenger RNA of Letharia columbiana, 564 nucleotides long. RefSeq lists its product as uncharacterized. The record is from RefSeq and is a predicted model, not a curated record. Lineage: Eukaryota; Fungi; Ascomycota; Lecanoromycetes; Lecanorales; Parmeliaceae. The coding region runs from base 1 to 564 and encodes 187 amino acids. The transcript is spliced from 2 exons.
AUGUAUCUCCCUCUGACUCUGAUUCCCCUUUCAGCCGUCAAUUGGCCAACAUCAUUGCCCGUUCCCGAAAACGGUCAAAAUGCAAUGGCAGUACCGAUCACAUCACCAACUCCAACUGCUGUGAUCGCAUCCUUCGAAAAACGUCAACCUGCAUACGCUCCCGUAGAGACAUAUAAGCCCGUCCUCGAAGUCUUAGCCGGAAGUGCUGCCGACGCAUUGGAAGAGCGUGCGAGUGGUGCGGAUGAUGGUUUCGACAGUCUCCUCUGCGCGACCUUGAAAGCGCUGAAGGGCGAGAACCCUGCCACAUUCACUAGUCUGUUGCAAUCCUGCACCGACUUGACUGAUUCGAGUGCGACUCGGCGUACGAAGACCCUCAAGGAGCGCAACGUCGUUAACGACAAAAAGGACCUCGCUACUGAUAUUGAAGCUGUGGACAGUGGAUCUGGCGAGGCAAUUCUGGGCAGAAGCGCGACCAAUCUCCUGGAGAAGCGCGACCUCGACAUCAACAAUAUCACGAAGAAGCGCCAAGACGAGGGCUCGACAGCCUCCUUUGAGCCACUCUAG